Messenger RNA from Orbilia oligospora ATCC 24927, 4566 nucleotides. RefSeq lists its product as uncharacterized. Gene Ontology annotation, biological process: regulation of GTPase activity; signal transduction. Lineage: Eukaryota; Fungi; Ascomycota; Orbiliomycetes; Orbiliales; Orbiliaceae. Bases 1 to 4566 code for a protein of 1521 amino acids. The record is from RefSeq and is a predicted model, not a curated record. The transcript has 3 exons. Gene Ontology annotation, cellular component: cytoplasm.
AUGUCACAUUUUCAAUCCUUGUCGGCUCCGUUCGUGGACAAAGUGUCUUCGUCUGACGGGAGCGGUAAUAAUAAUCUUGUGAACAAUCACUACCUCCAGAAUAAUCCCGCGAUCCUUCAGCACCUGAUCGCGAACGCACAACAGUCUCCCGGUUUAAGGAGCAAAAUUGCACCCGUCAAGUAUCAGCGCAAAGAGAAAGAGGAAAUAUCGUUUGAGGAAAGCAGACGACGUGCAUUGGCUGCAACCGAGCUUGCUCUCGCUUCGCCCCGGACAAAAGCCCAGUUUCUCGAACAAGAACUGAGCUGGGAAAGCCUCGACCAACGGUCCACUACACCUGAAGGCCGCCCGUCUACAGCGCAAUUCUACGCGGACGAGGAACGACGCCAUCAACAGCUACAGCAGCAACAACAAACCCAGUAUCAUCAUCAGCCUCAGCCUCAGGGUCACCAUCAUCAGCAACAACCGGCCCAGAACUACUCUUUGCACGGGUUCGCGUCGCCUGUGGGAUCUGAGGGAUCUCAGAACUCGUACUCCUCGGCAGACCGAUCGAUAAACGACCAGUCGCCUGCGACCUCACAAUACACUGUCACCGGGGCCUCACCGCGACGGCCUUUAUCUACAUCGAGUAACGAAUCUUUACGGUCUACGGGGUCGAGGCCUGGAUCGCGACCAUCAGAGCGGGGUAAUAACACACCUCAACAACACUUGAAGAAAUUACGCUCUGUUCCAGAGAGCGACUCUUCUGCGCGAAGCGGUGGCAAUUCACAGGCGGGAAUGGCGUCCGAAGGAGCUUUGCCUGCACCCGGCGCGAGGGUGGGAGGUCCGCGCUCGUCAUCAGUUGAUGCAGCGAUAAGUAAUAUUUUCACGCAAAACCAAACCGGUGAACGGACUCCGGAAGAAAUUGCCACUCUUAUUCAAGCUGCGGGUUCCGCGGAGGCUUUGAUUUCUCACUUACUGAAGGAUAAGGCGCAGGCAGCCUCUCAAAAUUCGCAGCUCUGGAGGUUGGUAGAUAAGCAACGGUCGAUGAUUUUAAGCCUCAAUCGGGAUCUAGAAAAGGCAAUGAAGGAUAAGGAGAGGUAUAGGAAAAAGCUAAAGGAGCAAUUGAGUGCCGUACCGCCCUUGCCGACUGGAGCAGACCCAAGAUCCGUUACUUCACCCACCCCAAGCGACCCACACGACACCGAUGCUGCGUCUUUAGACGGUCGAACUUCGAUCAAGGAGCUUACUCGAAGUGAUACAUUUUCUACAGUGGAUGAGCAUGUCGCGCCUUACCCAAUGUCACCACAAGAGGUUGCAGGCCAAAUAACUAGUUUUCAUCAGGUUAUGCCGGAUGAAGAGCAACACAUAGUGGGAAAUUUAGGGAACGGUCAGAGAAGAGGACCUUCGAAUUUAGAUCUUUCCAAGUCUACGAAUAGCAGCGAGCCAUCGGCGCCGACUCCAGGCAUGCCAACACCUGGAAUGCCUACGCCGGGUCUAUCGAGGAAAAGGGCGCCUGCACCAUUGCAGUUGCAACAGUCAGCCCAAGGAUUCUCAGUUCAAAGGGAUGAGCCUAAGAUACCUGCACCUACCGACUUGACUGAAGACCAAGCUCGAGAGGUACUUCGCCAACAAGAAGCCUUGAUCUCGCCUGGGCUUCCCAGGAAGAUGACAUUCGAUGGAGGAGAAAACAUCAAGUCAACCACGCUUAUGGCCCCACCUCGCGGACUUACACUUAAAGGCUCGUCGAAUGCAUUGAAGAGUCCGGCACUUGGGCUUGGCCUGCCGCUUAGUCCUAGACCUGUCGACCGACCGCUUGCGUCACCGUUGCUUUCUCCACGACAGCCAAGGAUGGAGGGUAGACUUGGAGGUCCCCUAUCCCCACCCCUAUCCCCAAGAUCCGGAUUCCCAGGUUCUGCCUCCAGCGUCGCUGGAAACCAUAAUGGACCUUUGAGCCCUGGGUUACUAUCUCCAACUCGCCAAGCUACCUUCCUUGCUCAGAUGUCUGAACAACCUGUUACCAACAUUCAUGAGCAACUCAUGAACUUGCCACAAAUGGCCUCCUUGGCACGGGAAGUCAAGCAGGAAGAGAAGGCACCUGGCGAUUUUGCCAAGGAAGCCAGUUCUUUGAACGGCAUUGCCAAAGGCGGUGACGAUAGGCUACUUAUAGUACCUCCUGCAUUGCAGACCAUUGAUGCCAAGGUCUUGUCGACGCGGAUGAGAGCUCGAGGGGAUUAUGCAAAAGGACGAGACCAGAUCGUCUUUGUUUUAGCUACAUUCUCUCGCACCAACGGGAACGAGCUUUGGCGUGUUGAGAAGGACGUCAACACACUGGGAAUACUCGAUUCUCAAGUGAGGCAAUUUGCAAAUCCGAAGAAUUUCACGGCCAAAUUGCCCAACAUGACCUUGUUCACAAAUCAUUCACCUGCAAAUAUCGAAGGUCGUAAAGCUGCGAUUGAAGAAUACUUUGUGUCCAUAUUGAAUACCAUCCCAUUGGAUCAGAGGGCCGGCCAGGCGCUUUGCGAGUACCUUUCAGUGGAUGUUGUCGAGUCGACGACAGGGAGUGACACCGCUAGCUUGUAUAGCAAUAAAGACAGCUUGUCUAAUGUCCCUUACCUUCCCAGCGGCGACCGCAGAAUAACGAAGGAAGGGUCGCUCAGAAAGCGAGGGAAGAACUUCGGUGGCUGGAAGUCCCGUUACUUCAUCCUUGAGGGUCCCAUUUUGAGAUAUUUUGAGCAUAGGGGAGGUUCCCACUUAGGUUCCAUCCGUCUACCAAGUGCUCAAAUUGGAAAACAGUCGAAUAACCAACCGCGCUCGGAUAAUCCCGAGGAUAGCGAGAACCAAUAUCGUCAUGCCUUUUUGAUUUUGGAGCCGAAGCGCAACAACCCGUCAAGCUCCAUAAGGCACGUUUUGUGUGCAGAGAGUGAUGCUGAAAGGGACGAAUGGGUGGAUUGCCUUUUGCAAUACGUACACUACUCGGAUGAGCAGGACGACAACGCUUCUAUAACCAGCGAGAGACGAAGGAACGACGAUACCGCUUCUGUCACUAGUGAAAAAAGGAAAGCCAGCCUAGCCGAAGAAGGGCAACCCCAGCCGGGGGAUAAUCUAAGGGCGGUGUCCUAUGAAAAUAUGGUCCAAGGCCAGGCACCGAUCCAUGGUCCACCCGCGAUCGAUAGAAGAAGAGAUAACCCAUCUCCUCUUUCGACAGUAUCUACGGUAUCGAAAAUGUCAGACCAUAGUGGCGAGAAAAGCGUUAUUACGGGGAUUGCGUCGACUUUAGGAGGCAAGUUUAUAGCAAAUGUCGCUGCGGAUGCCGUUGAGAGAACCAAACAUGGCAAGAAGAAGGGGGGACUCUUUGGUUUUAUGCACCACAAGGCCUCAGGUGAACACCACGCCACUAUAGAUGGUGUCCCGCCGACAACACCAUCUGCCAAUGCACCAGCCAAGAUACCGCCUUCGAGAAGCGUCUUUGGCGCGUCCCUCGGUGACGCCGUCGAGGUUAGUAAGCCAUCGGGCGUCGAUUUAGAGAUCCCAUCGGUUGUAUACCGCUGCAUCGAAUACCUUGAUGCUCGCGGUGCGUGGCAGGAGGAGGGUAUCUUUAGGUUAAGUGGAUCCAACACAUCCAUCAGGCAGCUGAGAGACAGGUUCAAUACCAAUGCAGAUAUAAAUCUGCUGGCUGACGAAGAAGAAUAUCACGACCCUCAUGCCAUCGCUGGAUUGCUGAAACUCUACCUACGGGAGCUGCCGCAUAACCUUCUUACCAGAGAUCUACAUGGAGAGUUCGUCGCCGCGUUGGAAGAUGACGACAAAUCGAACCGGGUACCGCGCCUCAACCAACUGGUCCACCUACUACCAAUCGAGAACUUCACCCUGCUCAAAGUUCUGGCCCAACAUCUCAUUCAGAUCGUCGACAACGCCGCCGAAAAUAAGAUGACGGUUAGGAACGUUGGCAUCGUAUUCUCGCCGACACUCAACAUUCCCGCCGGUGUCUUUUCGCUGUUCAUAUUGGAGUACUCGUCGAUCUUCUUCAAGCCAGGUGAGGAAGGUUAUGGAGAACAUACCCAUAACACAAGGGAGUUAGCCGAACCUCAACCUCAGGAGAAGACGCUUGCGCAAUCAUAUCCGGCACCUUGGAUGCAGCAGUACUCGGGUCAAGCUCCACAACUACAAUAUGCCCAGCAGGCGUACACCCACGCACCUUCAUCACAACCUGCUCCUACUACCAGUCAAUCGAAUCUUCUUGCAGCCCCUGUAACGGCAGCUCCAGGCCCAGGUCUUCCAUCCACACCACGUAGGAUGAACUUCAAUCUGGAUGCCAAGGAUGAGAAGAGCACUAGCAGUGGUGGCAAUGGCAAUGGCAAUAGUAAUGCAGCUGGUAUGGUGCCCCAGACGCCUACUUCUACCUUUUUCUCUAGCGGUGGCGCAAUUGGCGGGAGCAUGUCACUGAGUAAUAAUGAUAAAAAGAGUCGACGGCAAAGUACCAUGUUGGGGUUGUUCAGCAGUAGCAAGUUUUCGGGGCUGAAAGGCAAAGGAACUAACAACGAAGAGAGUCCGAACCCAUUCGACGAGAAUAGUAUGUACGACGUAUGA